Notolabrus celidotus (New Zealand spotty) is the source of this 1207-nucleotide messenger RNA. Its product is annotated as CD59 glycoprotein. The coding region runs from base 106 to 480 and encodes 124 amino acids. NCBI's taxonomy places the organism in Eukaryota, Metazoa, Chordata, Actinopteri, Labriformes, Labridae. The record is from RefSeq and is a predicted model, not a curated record. The transcript is spliced from 2 exons.
UUCAUAAAUGUGUCAAGGGGACAGACAGCCAUUAUUACUCCUUACUAAAUUAGGUUAAGGUUAAGCUUGUGUGUCUGUCUGCCGACACCCCCCCUGUGGAUACACAUGCUUAUAGGUGUUCUAUCCUGUUCUACCUGUGAAGGCCACUCCCUCAAAUGUUACUCCUGUGUGGGGAUGAACGAGGAAGACUGCAACCGACAAGGCUCAGCCACCUGCCCACACCAUGCUGACGCCUGCUCCACCAUCACAGGAGCCAACACUGUGAUGAAGUCAUGUACCUACAAGUCUUUCUGCGACAAGGCUCAGGGUGAAAGUCCCGGAGCCAAACUGCAGUGUUGUUUCAGUGACGGCUGUAAUGGACCCUCCAGGAACAACAACAACCCCUGGGCUCACUACCGCAACAGUUCGGGAGCCCUGUCCUCAAGCACCAUCCUGCUGAUCACGGCCCUGCUGCUGCGUGUGGCCCUCAGUCAUCUGUAAAAAAAAAAACUCCGCUUUUGUGUCUCCUUCAUAGAUCUAUCAUGUCAUCCUCUUCUUUUAAUAAUUUAAAAGGAGAAGAGAUCAAUCCAUACACCCUCACCUUUAUUUUUGGUCCAGAGAUUAUUAGUCCCACAGAAUAUCUGAGCUUUAAAACCAUGUCUCUGUAACUUGUGGUGCUGUAGACGUGUCUAAAAGAUCAAAACUUUUUUUCAGUCUUUAGAUUGUUUUGUUUUUUCAUUUUCAUGAAAUGGAAUGAUAACCUCAUAAUAGAGAGUGUUACAUCCUUGAUCAGGGGGAUAUUAAGCUGUACAACAACUUGAACCAGACAGUUUGCGUAGUGAACAGACACAUACUUAAUGAAUAACACCUACUCAUUGUUUUUCUUUUGUAGCUGGUGGGACUCAUGUGGUUAGGGGAAGGGUAAAGAUGUCUCAGUGGGUUGUUAGUGCACAGUUUGCUUGAUGCCAUAGAAGCACAGCCUGUGCUGAAAUAGAAUAAUUUAAUUUAGGUUAAUCAUUGAGUUGAUCAUUGAGUUAAUCAUUAACUCAAUCUGAAGAGAAGUUAUAAAAACCUCACUGAUAAGAGCUUGUUUAGUUCAUGAAUGGCUAGUUUUUGUGUGUUUAAGCUUGUCUAAAUAAAGAUAUAAUCACACCCUUAUUUUAUGUGACUGCAGUGUGUGGGUGACAUCACCUUGUUUUGACAUUUAACACCCUACACAUGACCUUAA